Oxyura jamaicensis (ruddy duck) is the source of this 1795-nucleotide messenger RNA. Its product is annotated as ceramide synthase 4-like. The record is from RefSeq and is a predicted model, not a curated record. NCBI's taxonomy places the organism in Eukaryota, Metazoa, Chordata, Aves, Anseriformes, Anatidae. The coding region runs from base 478 to 1542 and encodes 354 amino acids. Gene Ontology annotation, molecular function: sphingosine N-acyltransferase activity; DNA-binding transcription factor activity, RNA polymerase II-specific; DNA binding. The transcript has 11 exons. Gene Ontology annotation, biological process: ceramide biosynthetic process; regulation of DNA-templated transcription. Gene Ontology annotation, cellular component: membrane.
CACAUCCAUGGAGAGGAUGUUGCAUACCCAGAGCAUUCAGCCAUGGGAAGUCAUGCCAGUAAAGAACAGCAGCUGCCUCGUUUGACUCCUACUAGGUAAAGCUGCAUUUAGCCCUGGAUCGGGACACUUUGGGGCACCCCUACAUUAAAGCUAGGGGCAGUCCAGGUUACCUGGCACUGCCAGGGCAAUGGCAAUUCUGUGACUGCAGCACUGGGAAGAUGCUGUGGAACUGCAAGGUUUUGGGAAGGGAAAUGAAUGAAACCUUCUUUUUAAUAAGGUUUCUGAAGGGUAGGAAAGAUUUAUGUUGUAAAAUCACAACACAUCUCACCUGAGAAGCAGAAUGCUCCCCAGAGACUCUGUGAUGCACUGUGGAGCCGGUAAAAACAUAUGCUAAUUUCUGCUGAAUUUUAUCCUCAGGGCUACACUAUCCCCCUGAAGAUGGACAUAAGCUCUUGCCAGGCUCAUUAGUAGACCAGGAUGGGACUGUUGGAGGAGUUCUGGCACCACAAGUACUGGCUGCCACCUGGAGCUACCUGGGAAGACAUGAAGGAGUCUGCUGACAUUCACUACCCAAAGCCCCAGGACCUCUUGCUCUGCAUCCCUGGUGCCCUGAUCCUGAUCAUUGUCCGAUACAUCUUUGAAAGAACCAUAGCUCUACCCCUGGGCAGGAGGCUGGGUGUGAGCAACAAGCCGAGGCGCAAAGCUCAGCCCAAUGCCACACUGGAAGACUUCUACAAUCUGAUUGGCAGGACCCCAAAGGAGGAGGAUUUGAUCUCGCUGGCCAAGCAAAAUGACCUGCCAGUCAAAAAAGUGGAGACCUGGUUCCGGCACCGGCGGGCCCAGGACCGUCCCAGACUGAUGAAGAAGUUCUGUGAGGCAAGCUGGAGAUUUAUAUUCUAUUUCACAUCAUUCUUCUCUGGGCUGGCUCUUCUAUAUGAUAAGCCUUGGUUUUGGGACCACACCGUGUGCUGGGUGAGCUUUCCACAGCAGCCUCUCCUGCCUGCGCUGGGCUGGUUCUACCUGUUGGAGCUCUCUUUUUACUGCUCACUGGUUGCCACCCUGCCUUUCGAUGUGAAGAGGAAGGACUUCAAGGAACAGAUCAUCCACCACAUCGCCACCAUCACCCUGAUCUUUGUCUCCUACUGUGCCAACCUUAUACGGUUUGGGAUGAUAGUCAUGCUGGUCCAUGAUGCCUCUGAUUAUAUUUUAGAGCUGGCCAAGAUGCUCCAUUACAUGAAAUGGAAGCGGGUCUGUGAAGCAGUCUUUGUUGUUUUUGCUGUGGUGUUCAUCAGUUCCCGGCUUGUCAUUUUCCCGAUAAUCACAUACUAUUACUUUUUGACAAAAUUUCAGAUGUUCCUCCUAAGCUGUCUGAUAAAUGCUUUCCUGAUGAUCCUGCAGUUGUUGCACAUUUUUUGGUCCUAUCUAAUCCUCCAGAUGGUCUUUGGUGUCGUCCUCCAUGGUGCGAAAAGGAAAGACGCAAGAAGUGACACUGAGGAAAGCGACAGGAGUGAAGCAGAAGAUCUGGCAAAGAGCAAAGAGUAACGUGGGUCUCAUUGCAAAAUACCAAGAGCCAGACAGACUCUUAAAAGUAGGAAGGCUGAACAGGACCACGAGGGGGAGGCCAGACAGGCUCACACAACCCUUCGCAGCCGUAUAUCUGAGGCAUCAUCCAACAUCUAGAUGAAAGAAAAUUUCAUCGUAUAGUUUCCAGGCAAUAAGUAACUUUAGAAGAUGUUUUCUUCACCUCUCCAGUUGGAAACAUCACUUUAUUACUACUCUAUCCAGGAAAAAAAUG